Molecule: messenger RNA, 1942 nt
Organism: Sesamum indicum (sesame)
Lineage: Eukaryota; Viridiplantae; Streptophyta; Magnoliopsida; Lamiales; Pedaliaceae
Product: serine carboxypeptidase 24
Biological process (GO): proteolysis; brassinosteroid mediated signaling pathway
Molecular function (GO): serine-type carboxypeptidase activity
Source: RefSeq, a predicted model, not a curated record
CCGCAUAAUUUUAUUUCUCAAAGAGUUAAUACAGGCGGGCGCGAGCACACACAUUCCCUUAUCUGGAGUCUGGACCAUUCACCCCUCUCUCUCGCUCUCUAUUACAUACACCUAGAGUGAGUGAUGGGUGAGAAUGAGGUCCACAUUUCAGACCAGACUUCGACAAGGAUAUUAAUGCAACAAGGGCACAGAGAAUUGAAUGCCAUCCAUCAUUCUUACAUCAUUUUUCUCCUUCCUAAUUUUCUAUUGAAUUACUCUCAUACUUUCCUUUGCAAAGUUUAUUAUUAAGACUACUGCUACAUUUUCUUUUGAAGAGAGAGAGAGAGAGAGAAUGGCAGUGCAAGUACGUCUCGUUUUCUGCUGCUUCAUUCUCUCUUCAAUUCCCAGCAUUUUUGCAGUACCAAAAGAUCAAGAGAUGGACCGGAUUUCGAAGCUGCCGGGGCAGCCUCCGGUGGGCUUCUCUCAGUUUUCCGGCUACGUCGCUGUGAAUGAUGAAGAUGGCCGUGCCCUCUUUUAUUGGUUGACUGAGGCCACAAGUAAUGCCCACACAAAACCUCUUGUUCUCUGGCUCAAUGGAGGACCCGGAUGUUCAUCGGUGGCGUAUGGAGCGUCGGAAGAGAUAGGCCCAUUUCGGAUUAACAAAGAUGCCUCAUCUCUCUAUCUCAAUAAAUACUCAUGGAAUAGAGUGGCAAAUAUUCUUUUUCUUGAAUCACCGGCUGGCGUCGGGUUCUCUUAUACGAAUACAAGCUCUAAUCUCAAAGAUUCUGGAGACAAAAGGACAGCUCAGGAUGCUCUCACCUUCCUCGUAAGAUGGAUGUCCAGAUUUCCGCAAUACAAAUAUAGAGACUUCUACAUGUCGGGAGAGAGUUAUGCAGGGCAUUAUAUUCCCCAAUUAGCACAGAAAAUAUAUGAUUACAACAAGAACUCUUCCCAUCCAUUCAUCAAUCUGAAAGGAUUCAUCGUAGGAAAUGCCGCCACAGACCACUACUACGAUGGCAUCGGAACCGUGACAUACUGGUGGAGCCACUCUAUCAUAUCAGAUAAAACAUACAAAUCCAUUCUGAAGAACUGCAAUUUCAAAUCAGACGAAUACUCAGAGAAAUGCGAUGAUGCUCUGAGUUAUGCCCUGGACUAUGAAUUUGGCAACAUCGAUCACUACAGCAUUUACACGCCGUCAUGCACUGCAUCAACUGGCAAACCAGUGCUUUCUCCGACGCUUAAGAAUACCCUCAUACGCUCCGGAUUUUAUGGAUACGACCCCUGCACUGAGAACUAUGCCGAGAAGUACUAUAACAGGCCGGACGUGCAGAAGGCCAUGCAUGCAAAUUCUACCGGGAUUCCAUAUAAAUGGACGGCUUGCAGUGAUGUACUGGGAAGGAACUGGAAGGACUCGCAGGCUUCUAUGCUGCCUACCUACAAGAAGCUGAUUGCUGCUGGACUGAGAAUAUGGGUGUUCAGCGGGGACACAGACUCGGUUGUGCCAGUUACUGCAACCAGGCUAUCCUUAAACCAUCUGAACCUCAAGAUCAAAGUUCCAUGGUAUCCAUGGUACUCCGGGGCCGGCCAGGUUGGGGGAUGGACAGAGGUGUAUGAUGGAUUGACAUUCGCCACAGUUAGAGGAGCUGGGCAUGAGGUUCCUUUGAUUCAGCCAAGGAGAGGUUUCAUCCUUUUCAGGACAUUCUUGUCUGGAAAUGACUUGCCUAAAUCAUGAACAACUUGUGUCACAAAAAUACAAAGUAGUAAGCGUGAAUUGAAGUUGAAUUGGUUGUGGUUUCCGUAAGAAGGAAAUAUAGUAGUGAGAGGCAGUGAUUAUUAGAAUAGCAUGAUUUUAUUCCAAUUGAACUGAAUUAAAUCAAGCUAAGGAAUUGUGUCAAACUGAAUUAUGCACUUUGCUACAUUUAAUUAUGUGGGUGGAUCGCAGUUGGCCCCUAAAUUAACCCUA